CACCUGGCGCGGGAAGCCGUGGCCGCCCCUCGGUUCUGCCAUCAAGAGGACGGGCUCUGGGAUCAGGCUGGGGGCCCGGCACCUGGCCGGAGUAGGCCUGCCUGUCCUUAGCUGUAGAAUGGACAUCACCGCGUGAAGCUUCUCUGCGAGUCAAGUCUCCUAGAAUAGUGUCUGGCACACGUGAUUGUCACGGGUAGCGGCCUCGAAAAUUCUGAGCUGUGUAGCACUAGGAAGUGAAACUUCAGAAGAGAGCAGACUCUUAAGAAUACAUUUGGCUCAUCACCAUGCGGUUAGGAAAACCAAAGGGAAGUAUUUCUCGGAGCUCGAGCCAAGGAAAAGCCUGUGAAAACCCACGCAAAACAGGCAGGCAGCGGCAAAAAUGGGGAAUGACUGUUCGAUUUGACUCAAGCUUGAGUAGACUGCGAAGAAGCUUGGAUGAGAAACCUUAUAAAUGUACUGAAUGUGAAAAGAGUUUUAGUCAGAGCUCAACCCUUUUUCAACACCAGAAGAUUCACACUGGAAAGAAAUCCCAUAAAUGUGCCGAUUGCGGAAAAAGUUUCUUUCAGAGCUCUAACCUCAUUCAGCAUCGGCGGAUCCAUACCGGGGAAAAACCCUAUAAAUGUGAUGAGUGUGGAGAAAGGUUUAAACAGAGCUCAAAUCUCAUUCAGCACCAGAGAAUUCAUACUGGAGAAAAACCCUAUCAGUGUGAUGAGUGUGGCCGAUGUUUCAGCCAGAGUUCCCACCUUAUUCAACAUCAGAGAACCCACACAGGGGAGAAGCCCUACCAAUGCAGUGAAUGUGGCAAAUGCUUCAGCCAGAGCUCUCAUCUUAGGCAGCACACGAAGGUGCACAAAGAAGAAAAACCUCGUAAAACCCGAGGCAAAAAUAUUAGGUCAAAAACUCACUUAGUGUCAUCCUGGAAAGCUGGUACAGGUAGGAAGUCAGUGGCUGGUCUCCGCUAAACUAAGUAAAGGGCACUGCUUCAACCUUCUUUUAAAAAUGAAUAAAUACAAGCUAUCUCUUUUAGAACUGGAGAUAUUUUGUAAUAGACCACUUAAAUACUGUAUCCUUUCCUAGCAUGGAGACAUUGGAUAUUUGCUGACAUUGGGCUGAAAGAAACUAUGAGUCCACCUGUUCUCUUUCUCUCUCUCUCUCUCUCUCUCUCUUUUUUUUUUUUUAUGUAACUUGGAGUACAAAAAACUGAAACUAUGUUUUGAGAGACUUUAAGAUCUUGAACUCCUGUGAUAUUGCUUCCUGCAUCAUUUUGACAAAAACAACCAUGUUUUUGAUGACACAUGUAAAAGUGCAGGUAUUCUGGUGACUCCUCAGUUUUAGGAUUUUCUGUGAAAGGAGUAAUUAAAAGGGAGAAGAAAUUAAUUCCAUUAGUUUGGAAGUUCUGCGACCGAUGAGGAGAUUUUAUGUUUGUAAAGUUUUGUAGUAUAUUAACCGUUGGUUUGUAAGUAUGACUCCAGAUUGAACAUAACAACAUGUAUUCAUGUUCAGAUUUUUAAUCAACAAUACCCAUCACUUUGUUAGCUUUUUUUGUUGUUUUUUUCCCUACUGCUUAUGGACAGUUAUUAAAGGAAUUUCCCUCUUUUUCACCAAAUUCUUAGUAAGAGAUACUCUAGAAGCCAAAGUGAAAACAAUUAGACCACAAGUCUCCUAUUCCUAGGAGCACAAUUCUUUGAGGUGGUGUUAUACUGUUAUCACUUGUUUUCCAGAAAUUGGGGUGGAUUUAUGUUGAUCUAUCCCCAUGCCUCUGUCUUUUGGCAUUCUUUUAUGCUCUGACAAAUGGAGCUAGCCUUUUAGAUCUACAUGAAUAAGAAUCAAACCAUAUUAUACCAACACCUCUCCACUUGUUAAUUAGAAAUCUACAAUUUACACACUUCCCUGUGUACCCCCUUUGAGAGUUUUAGAUAACACUGGUUAUCUUAAAUGUUUGUCAACAGUGAAAAUCAUUUAAAGUGUUGAUGCAUUGUAGCUCAAUGUGUAGAUUUUGAAAUGUAAGCUAACUUUCUCUGAUUUAAUAUGAAUUAUUUAUGAAGUCAAGCAUACAUGUUUCUUAACUUUCAUCAGAACAGUGCCAAGAGUCAGACUUUCUGAUCAGCCUUCAGCUCAGGUUUUAAUUUCUAUUGAAUGCUAACAUUCUUCUGAUUUUUUUUGUAUCUUUUAUAAUCAUACCAGUUCCUGCUGUAUUAAUGACAGUUAUCCGUAAAAAUAAAACAAAAUGGAAUAUUUUGCAUACUA
Molecule: messenger RNA, 2247 nt
Organism: Canis lupus familiaris (dog)
Lineage: Eukaryota; Metazoa; Chordata; Mammalia; Carnivora; Canidae
Gene: ZNF22
Product: zinc finger protein 22
Exons: 2
Coding region: 285-962 (225 amino acids)
Source: RefSeq, a predicted model, not a curated record